UUGUGGUUCGCGAUAACGGAACACAAAUUACAUAACAUAAUCUCAUAACGCUACCGGAACGACUUGCCUCUCUCUCUCAGUGGAUUGACAAAGAGCUGCCCAAUUCCGGGAUGGACAACGGCAAGGUAAACGUUCCUGUUGACACCGGCACCAGCAAGGAUACGACACCAUCCGAAGUAACGAAACCACCCAAGAAAGAAGGGACCCCGCAAUUAGCGACGGUCCGCCAAGUCUUUUCAUUCGCCAAUACCGCCAAGAUCCAAUGGUACAUCAUUGGUUCUUUCUGUGCGGCGAUUACGUCUGGUGCCAUCCUUCCAGCCUCGAUCUUUUAUUUCGCAGUAGCCUUGCAGGAUUUAGCAGCUGAUACCGAUAGUUAUGACUUUAGGGCUACCAUUCGUGAGAUUUCAUUCGCGUUUAUGGUCUUCGGGGUGCUGCUCUUUGCGUCCAUGACGAUACAGAGCUCGUUGAUGGAGAUGGCCGCCGCCGAAAUGACGCACGAGCUCAAGACAUCCUGGUUUGCCGCUAUCAUGCGCCAAGACAUGGCGUACUUCGAUGCUAAGGAUGUUUCCGGAGACGCAACCAUUAUCACAAUUAAUGGAGCAAAGUAUAAAAAGGGUGUCGGACGUAAACUGGCCGAGUCGCUUCAAUUUUUUGUCAGCUUUGUCGGGUCUUUGGCGUAUAGUUUUUGGGCGUCGUGGCAAACGAGUUUGGUCACUUUGUUGAUUACACCAGUCAUGUUUGCGAGUUCAUUAUUUCUGCUGAAGAUGAACAAAUCCCAGACGUUGCGAGCCAAUGCAACGUAUGCAAAGGCUGGGUCAAUUGUCAACAUGGCCGUUACGUCUCUUCGCACAAUUUUGUCUUUGAAUGCGGUCGAACGAGUUAUCGAAAUGUACCAGGAAGCUACAGCGGAGGCUUGCCAAGGAGCGGUUAGCCAAGUGUGGUUGGUGGGUCUCGCUACCGGGUGUCAAUUGGGAUCAUUCCUUUUGUCCUACGUUGUGAUUACACUGUUUGGCUCUUAUUUGUUAUUCGAUAAUGUUCGUGAUUCUGGUUGUGACCCGUCCGGUACUACGGAUGGUGUGCCAGCGUGUGACCCUUCCGGUGCGGAUGUAUUUGGAGCUCUCAUGGGGGUCACGGUUGCAGCAUUCGUUCUUCCACAAGUCUCUGUCGCUUUGGACGCAUUCAUUGAGAAGGUCUCGUCAUCGUAUGUGAUUGAUUCUUCUUCGGAUAGAGGAGUCAAGUUACCGUCAUUAAUUGGCGAUUUAGAAUUCCGAAGCGUCAGAUUUUCCUAUCCGACCCGAGAUGCUGAUGUCUUUCGUAACUUUUCCUUACAAAUUCCGUCAGGGAAGACUGUUGCUUUGGUGGGUCCUUCAGGAUGUGGAAAAUCUACAGCGAUGCAGCUACUAGAACGGUUCUAUGACCCUCUAGACGGGACUUUGACUUUAGACGGAGUCGAUUUGCGAGAAAUUAAUGUCAAAUGGCUUCGGCAGCAGAUUGGCCUCGUCAGCCAAGAACCAAAGCUUUUCGCAAUGUCAAUUCGAGAUAAUAUUGCAAUCGGCUCCCCGAAUGCUUCACAAGGAGACAUUGAGCGGGCUGCUAGCAUGGCGAACGCCUACGAUUUUAUCCAGUCUUUCCCGCAAGGAUUUGAUACCAUAGUUGGUGAGGAAGGGGCUCAGCUUUCCGGAGGACAGCGACAGCGUAUUGCUCUCGCGAGAGUUCUGGUCAGGAAUGUAAAGAUUCUUUUGCUUGAUGAAGCAACGAGUGCAUUGGAUAGCGAAAUUUUGGCAGAUGGUAUUAUUGCUGAGAUUGGUAAUCAUCAAGAGCUAUUGGAUAAGCGCGGUCGCUAUUUUGCCUUGGUUGAAGCCCAGAAGCUGAAGACAACAGAGCCGGUGGUGCACAUCAGCCAGUCAAUAGUCAAAAAAGAUUCUCCAGCAGAAGCGAUUGUGCGCACAAAGACGUCUACGUCUGUGCCGCCACUUAUUAGUUUCUGCGACGUGGCUUUUCAAUACCCUUCCCGGCCCGAUUCUUCUGUUUUUCAUGGGCUCGAUUUGGAUAUCCGGCAGGGCGAAACCCUUGCUUUGGUUGGUCCAAGCGGCUCAGGAAAGAGCACUAUUAUGCAGCUUCUUGAACUCUUUUAUCAUCCAAAAGAUGGAAAAAUUGAAUUCAAUGGCGUGGACAUUCGAGACUUAAAUGUUCGUUGGGUGAGAGAGCAAUUUGGAUUAGUGUCGCAGGAGCCUGUUCUCUUCGAUACAACAAUCAUGGAAAACAUCAGGUAUAGUUUCCCUGAAGCGAGCGAACAGCAGGUUGAAGAAGCCGCUAAGAAAGCAAACGCCCAUGAUUUCAUCAUUUCGUUUCCUGAUGGAUACAAAACUCGUGUUGGGGCCGGUAGCACUCUUGUCUCUGGUGGUCAGAAACAAAGGAUUGCUAUUGCGCGCGCUCUGCUAAAGAAGCCGAAGGUAUUGCUUUUAGACGAAGCGACCAGCGCACUUGAUUCUCAAAGUGAGGCUAUAGUUCAGUCAGCCAUUGACGACCUCAUUUUAGGAGGUGACCAGACUUGUAUUGUUAUUGCCCAUCGCUUAUCGACUAUUAGAAACGCAGAUCGCAUUGCUGUUAUCGACCAAGGAAAGGUCGGGGAGAUUGGAACGCAUGAUGAUCUUAUGGCUUUGAAUGGACAAUAUGCACGCCUGCAAGCGUUGCAGAACCUCGGAACUACUGAAGAGGUUGCACUGGUUUCGAAUAAUGCUAUGGAUGAGAACACGGAAACAGAAAAAACGCUCUCUAGUAAGAAUGAUGCGCCCCCUGAGACUGAUACGAUCGAUGAGAUCGAUGAGGAUGCCCACAAGCGUAUUUCUAAAAGGGUUCGAAGCCUAGCUUCUGAUGACUCUUUCUAUUUCGUAGCAGGUGCCAUUGGGGCCGUUUUUGCUGGUAUUAUGUUUCCAGCUUGGGGCUUUAUCUUUGCUUACAUGAUUGAGCUAUUCUACACCCCUGUCCAAGCGUGCCCACCGCUUGCCAACGAUGGAUUUUUUGACUGCGACGAGUACUUUGACUUUGUUGCCGAUGACAUACAAGAGCGAUCGAUGAAGAUCUUCUACGGAUUUAUUGGUAUCAUCGUUAGUAGUGUGUUUGGUACAACACUACUAUUUUGGGGAUUCGGAUCAGCCUCUGAAAGGAUGAACAAACGAGUGCGCGAUGGCGCCUUCAAGAGCCUACUUCGUCAAGAAGUUGCGUGGUUUGAUGUUCGCUCUCCAGGAACUAUCAAGUCGCAACUAGCUGACGAUGCAGCUCUACUUCAUGCAUUCUGCGGGGAACCUAUACGCACUUUGGUGCUCAGCCUUGCCAGUGUUCUCGUUGGGUUGAUUGUCUCAUUUAUUUACAUGUGGCCCAUCGCUUUAUCGACAUUGUUUAUUCUGCCUUUUAUGGCAUUUGGAGCAGAAAUGGAAAUGAAAACAUACGCUGGUGAAGACGAAGGAGAUGAAGAUGGUAGAGAUAAAAAUUCCGCUGGAGGAAUUGUCAUUGAGAGUCUCUCCAAUAUGCGAACAGUUGCCUCUUUGACAUUGGAAGAGCAACGUGCUGCUGAAUAUGCUCAAGCUCUUAGGCAAACUGAUUACGAGUCGCCUCGGGUCGUCGUCUUUAAGGGAAGCGCAGCUGGAGCCGGUCAGUUUGUUCAGAUGUGG
Phaeodactylum tricornutum CCAP 1055/1 is the source of this 3671-nucleotide messenger RNA. RefSeq lists its product with no specific name. Lineage: Eukaryota; Bacillariophyta; Bacillariophyceae; Surirellales; Neidiaceae. The record is from RefSeq and is a predicted model, not a curated record. Gene Ontology annotation, cellular component: membrane. Gene Ontology annotation, molecular function: ABC-type transporter activity; ATP hydrolysis activity; ATP binding. Gene Ontology annotation, biological process: transmembrane transport. The transcript is spliced from 10 exons. The annotation marks the transcript as partial.